GCGCUGAUUGGUCGAGUUCUGCACCGACGGCGCUGAUUGGUGCAGGCAGCUUGUUGUUCAACUUAACUGAACCGGAUGUAAAACUAAAACAGCUUCACUAAUACGAAAGAUCCACUGAUUGAUACCUGUGGUCCACUGGGACCAUGUCGGACAGUGAUGGCAUUGCACAGGAGCCAACUGGACUGGAUGGUCUGCCACCAAUGCACAGCAUUUCCAAGGGAGAGGUGGUCUCUGUGCAGACCUAUGGAGCCUUUGUCAGACUGCCAGGAUACAAGAAGGAAGGUCUGGUGCAUGUGAGUGAAAUGUCAGCCUCGCGCGUUGAAAACGCCUCAGAAAUUGUGGAUAUGGGGGAAAAGGUGUGGAUUAAAGUCAUUGGGAGAGAGAUGCGAGAUGACAAGGUGAAGUUGUCCUUUUCAAUGAAAGCUGUCAAUCAGGGAACUGGACAGGACUUGGACCCAAACAACGUCAUGGGAGAGCAGGACGCAAGGCGACGCAGACAAUUCCGAGACCACACAGGCAACAGGAUCACACUGGAGGCCGUCCUCAACACCACGUGCUCAAAGUGCGGUUGCAAGGGUCACUUUACAAAGGACUGUUUCUCCGCUCCGGGCUUGCAGUACGCUCUGUUACCCGACGAGGACGACGAAGAGCCGCGGCGGCAGCAGCAGCAGCUCCCGCUGCCGCGGCAGCCGUCCUCGGUUGCACCACAGCUGGAGUCAGGCAAAAAGAAGAAGAAGAAGAAGAAGAAAACCAAGAAGAAGAGGGAGAGAAAGGAGUCGGAGAGCGGCAGCAGCAGCAGCAGCGACGGCGGCGAGUGCAAAACCAAGAAGAGGCGCCGCGAGCACACUCACGACAAAGAGGACAAAAAGAAAAAGAAACACAAGAAACACAAAUCGCACAAACACAGCUGAGACAGACACUCAACUGAAACCCACGUCGCCAGUCACACGACCGACGCGAAUAAAGAGGAAGUGGGUAGCAACAGACGGAGGGACAGACUUCCCGCUGUGAAUCCUUUACUUAAACUUCCCCAACAAUAGCUUGUUUAGAAAAAAAAAAAACUUAAUUGAUUUGAGUGAAGGGAAGUUCUCACCACCUGUUUUCUUCAUGUCGCUGGAAGCACACUCAGGCCUCCUGUCAAAAUAUGUCGAGAGCAAAGAGUGUCUCCCGCUCAGAGGUAGGUCACAUAUAUGUCACCCUUAUGGAAGCAAGUGGAACCGCUCCGGGAAUCCAGAUAUUGUUUACAGCUAUCAGGUUUCAUUAAGAAGAUGACGAACCUGAAUCUUCCAACAACCCACAUUAAAAAAGCUACACACACACUCACAGGAAGUAGUCGGGACAAACAGGACGUGUAAGUGCAGCACAAGUGAGCCCGAUAGGAAGCGUGGGUGGCGAUGACAUCCUGAGGUCGGAUGCUUCUUAUUGUUCGUGUGUGUGUAGAUCAACAUGUGAGUUUGUGUAUCUUUGCCGCCCGGUGACUGUGCAUUACACACAACCUUCCUUCCUGCCUGUCAGCUGUUAAAUCCAUUAAAGGAAUGUUUUUUAUUAUUAUUUGAGAACACAAAAGAUACGUCUUGGUGAUUUUGUUCUUGGACCUUGAACUCGUAAUGUUUCCUUUUAAAGUGAGUUCAUAGGGGGACCAAAAGAGACACACACACACGUGUGUGUGUGUGUUUGGGUUUGGUCCAGCCCUGCAGUUAGAUAACAGUAACGUGUGCCAGAAUAGAACUAAGCUGAGGUAUUUACACAACACCUUUAUGUCCCAUGAGGUCAAAGAGUAGCGUUUUUCAGAUCUUUUCAAAUGGUUUUCCCCUCGUCAAGUAAGAGAACACAAAGGAAUGUUGAGGAAUCUGACCCCGAAGCUCCGACAUGUAGGAUUGUGCAGAGAUGUUUUCCAGCUGCAGUGAUGUGUCUCGGUGCAAAUCUGUUGGCAGGUACAACAGCACAUUAGUUACUCUCAAGAACAUUGAACAUCAUUUCAAUAUAACUGGAACAAACAGUUGAGAAUUCCAUGUUUCUACAUAUUUGUCCAGCUUCUGACACAAUGUUUGAUUUUGGGAGGGCUGGAACGUUCUUUUCCUCAUGAUGUCCCUGAGUUCUGACACAGUUCUGCUUCCAUGAGGGAUUAACUCAUUUAUCUUAAAAAAUCUUAUUUUACAUUAUAUCAGAGUUGGAAAUUAAAGACAUUGUAGUUAAUUGUUAAUCUGGUUUAUUAAAUCACAACUUUAAAUUGUA
Messenger RNA from Gasterosteus aculeatus aculeatus (three-spined stickleback), 2235 nucleotides. Lineage: Eukaryota; Metazoa; Chordata; Actinopteri; Perciformes; Gasterosteidae. The record is from RefSeq and is a predicted model, not a curated record.